AUGACUGAAAUCAAUAAUCGCACGAUUAGUUCUCAUGAUGGGAAAGUACAUGCAGUUGGUACAGUGAUUUUAUUUUUAUCAUUUGCUGUCUUGAUCGCAUGUAUCUGCAAAUCGAUACUGUCGCAAAUAUUGAAAAAUAAAUUUCCUGUCCCAUUUACAGUGAUCGUACUCAUUUUUGGCUUCAUAAUCGGUUUUAUUAUUGCCCAUAUUGAUGUAAUGGACAAUGAUUUUUUACUUGGUGAAAAAGAAUUGAGAGAAAUCAAUCCUCAUAUGAUUUAUUACAUUUUUUUACCGUUGCUUAUAUUCGAUUCGUCUUUUAACAGUCAGUAUUAUGUUAUUCAACCACAAAUCCUAUCGGCUAUACUUCUAGCUGGUCCUGGCGUGUUGAUCUCUAUUAGUAUUGUUGCCGUGGUUGCCGUUUAUAUAUUUCCUUACAAUUGGUCUUGGCUAGUUGCUCUUAUGUUUGGAAGUAUUCUAAGUGCAACAGAUCCUGUUGCUGUUGUGGCAUUAUUACACGUUUCGGGGGCGAGUAUAUCAUUAGCAUCACUAAUCGAUCUCGAAUCGUUAUUAAAUGAUGGUUCCGCCUUUGUCAUCUUCAUGAUCCUUCGCGAUAUUAUCAUAGGGCGAUGUGAUAGUGCCCAGAAAGUUGUUAUUGAUACUGUUAAAUUCACUAUCGGAGGCUCGGCUUUUGGCUUUGCCUGCGGCAUACUUGCUGUGAUCGUUUUGAAUCGCAUCAAUAAUGAACUCGAAGUCGAAAUUAUAUCGACUUUUGGUCUAGCAUAUUUGAUUUUUUACGUUGCUGAUGUUGAACUUGGUGUUUCAGCUGUACUCGCACUGGUGGUAAUGGGACUUUUUAUGGCUAAACAUAAAUAUUGUAUCAGUAGUCGUGUGCAAAUUCCGAUGGUCAAUACCUGGCGUAUCAUUAUCGAUUUUGCCAAUAUUCUUAUUUUUAUGAUUACUGGAAUCAUUCUAGCCCAAUCACUAGUUGGUACGAAAGCAACUAUUGUUGCACUUGAUUUCGGAUUUUCUAUUGUAUUGUACAUUGCACUACAUGUCGGACGUCUAUUGUCCGUUCUUAUUGUCAGUCCAUUAAUACAUUGGAGUGGUGUGCAUCUAUCUUGGAAAGAGUAUACAAUUUUGACUUGGAGUGGUUUAAGAGGAAGAAGACUUUUGUACUUUGAAAAACAUGUUCCUUUUCUAGGUACACCAGAAAGUGAAACCGUUUUAUUACAAGCUCUUAUACACAUGCGAAAACUAACACUGAAUCAACUUCACAAGAUGAAAAAAGAGAAACAAUUUUCUGAUGUUGAUUGGAAUCUGCUCAACGAAUAUUUACCGGAAAAAUUGGUUCAAAAAAUGGAUUCAGAACGAAAAACUAAUGUUUAUCGACGAUUUUCCAUUACAUCGGAUUCAUUUUGCAGUCCAUCGUCAACUUCAUGUCCAACAACUACGAUAACAGAUAUUGAACCAAAAGAAAUUCCGAACAUACAUGAAAUGGAUUAUGUUCCCAUCAAUGUCAUGCUGAAUCAACAGGAUAUAUCUCACCAAGAUGUUGUAUUGUCCAUGAUCGAUUUUCGACCAGAUGAUAAGGAAAAAAAUGAUAAUUUUCGAAACGAGUUAACUAUUCGUUUUCUCACAGCAUUGUCAGUUGAUUACGAGAAACAAUGGUAUAUUGGAAUGAUUCGUCGACGAACACUCUACAUACUAAUUAAAUCAGUCGAAAAAGCCAAACAUCAACAUUCAUUAAAACUUCAUUGGAGAUUGAUUGUCAAAAGUUUUCGCUUGUCAAAAUGGCUGUUAAAUCUCAUGCGAUUCGACUAUAUCGAUUGGAUUACCAAACAAUUUAAUAAAUUAUUGUUUGAUCAUAUCUUUCUCACCAUUGAAUUGAUUCUCGCUUUUUAUUCGGCUCGAACUCGUAUGGAUAAUCUUCGAAUGCAAUUUCCUGAAUUGGCUAGUAUUGAUGAACGAAUAUGGCAUGAAGUUUUCCAAGAAACUCAUUUAUAUCAUGUCACUGCCAUCAGCAUGCUUCUUGAUCUGAAACAAUCAUAUGAAAUUUGUUGGCGAAUUCACAUGACAAAACGAUCUGCUCAAAUGUUACUCAAAUAUGAAUCGAAGACGAUUACUGAAAUUUACGAAACAGGAAUGCUUGGCGAAAAGGAAUAUUCUUAUAUAUUGGGAUUAAUCGAAAAUAAAUUGUUUGAUCUCGAAUUUUAUCGUGUUCGAAUGCCAAAAGGUCAUGUGAAAGCGAUUGAAAAUGCGUUUGACUUAUUGCUACUCUUUAAAUCACUACCAAAUAAUGAAAAAGCACGUUGGCAAAUGAUUAUGAAAGCAAAGCAUAAAUGGUUUCAACCGGGCACAAUUCUUCUUCGAAAAGGUCAAAGAGUAUUCAAUGCCUAUCUUAUUGCUCGAGGUAUUGUUCAAUGUAAAGUUGAUACGAUGCCCAUCCAUUACCGAUCGGGCAAUAUUGUGGGUAUCGAUGCCUUAUUCUCACAAAAUUGUGUAGCACAUGCUACUUAUUCUGUUUGUGGUGGACUUGUAGAAGCAUACCGUAUAGAUGCAACAUUAUUGAAUCAGCUUUUAAACGAUGAAAAUUUAGCUCCUUCGAUCUAUCGCGAAAUUGCCUUACAUGUCUUGAGUAAUCACUAUCAGCCACGUUUGAAAUUGAAUCGUCUACAGCUAAAAUUACUUUUGCACAAGCGAGCAAAAUUCUAUUGGAAUCAACCAGAGGAAUCGAUUUACUUUCAAGAGAAUCAACAACUAUUUAUUCUCUCUGGCAAUGUUAUGUAUUUGUCGAAUGGUCAAAAUAGUACCUAUGAUGCGAUCCAACUCCAAACUUUUGAUAAAGAAGCUGAAGUUCUUUUCAAUCGUUCGACUGUAGCCUUUUCAUGGACGGAUGAUGAUGAAGUAUUUUUUGCUAAAGAUACAAAUCUUGCAAUUGAUUUUUCGAUACAAACCCUUGGUUUGAUUUCAAAUGAUCUAUUUUAUUCUGUAUGUUCGGAUGGAAUCACAGAAUCUUCCGAACAACGAUGUUAA
This is a messenger RNA of Rotaria sp. Silwood2, 3033 nucleotides long. NCBI's taxonomy places the organism in Eukaryota, Metazoa, Rotifera, Eurotatoria, Philodinida, Philodinidae. The record is from the annotation of a GenBank genome assembly.